Puma concolor (puma) is the source of this 2058-nucleotide messenger RNA. RefSeq names its product leucine carboxyl methyltransferase 2 (gene LCMT2). Lineage: Eukaryota; Metazoa; Chordata; Mammalia; Carnivora; Felidae. Gene Ontology annotation, biological process: tRNA methylation; wybutosine biosynthetic process. The record is from RefSeq and is a predicted model, not a curated record. Gene Ontology annotation, molecular function: protein binding; tRNA methyltransferase activity.
AUGGGCCCGCGGAGCCGCGAGCGUCGGGCGGGGGCAGUACAGAGCACUAACGACAGCAGCGCCCUCAGCAAGAGUUCCCUGGCCACGCACGGGUACGUGCACGACCCCUUUGCAGCGUUGCUCGUUCCAGGGACCGCACGCCGCGCGCCGCUCAUCCACCGCGGCUACUACGUCCGCGCACGCGCCGUGGGGCACUGCGUGCGCGCCUUCCUGGAACGGACCUGCGCGGCCCCCGGCGCGCCUCGGGCACAGAUAGUGUCGUUGGGAGCUGGCUCCGAUUCUCUGUAUUUUCGCCUGAAAAGUGAGGGCCGCCUGGCCGAGGCUGCAGUCUGGGAGGUAGACUUUCCGGACGUGGCCCGGCGCAAAGCGGAAAGGAUUCGAGAUACGCCGGAACUGUGCGCGUUAACUGGGCCUUUCCAGAACGGGGACCCCGCGUCAGCGCUGUGCUUUGAGAGUUUGGACUACCGCCUCCUGGGCCUGGACCUGCGACAGCUCCCGCGAUUGGAUCAGGCCCUGGCCGCCGCGGGCCUCCACGCAGCCGCGCCCACUCUGCUCCUAGCAGAGGCAGUGCUGACCUACCUCGACCCGGACGAGGCCGCGGCCCUCAUCGCCUGGGCAGCCCAACGUUUUCCUGAUGCCCUUUUCGUGAUCUACGAGCAGAUGAGACCGCACGAUGCGUUUGGCCAGUUCAUGCAGCAGCAUUUUCGGCAGCUUAAUUCUCCCCUUCAUGGCCUGGACCACUUUCCCGACGUGCAGGCCCAGCAGCAUCGCUUCCUUCAGGCUGGCUGGACUGCCUGCAGUGCCAUGGACAUGAAUAAAUUCUAUCGCUGCUUUCUCCCCCCAGAAGAAUGCCAGCGAGUGGAAAAUCUUGAACCUUUUGAUGAGUUUGAGGAGUGGCAUCUGAAGUGCGCCCACUAUUUCAUUUUGGCCGCUUCUAGAGGAGAUGCUCUCACCCAAACUCUGGUGUUUCCACCCUCAGAGGCGUUUCCUCGAGUAGAUCCUGAUUCUCCAUCAGGAGUCUUGCCUGCCAGUGUAGUCACCAGUGACAACCAGGGCCCAAACCUUAGGAGAUAUGGGCACGCUUCUGUCCUUUUGAGCCGAAGCAUUAUUCUUAGUGCAGGAGGAUUUGGAGAACAAGAGGGGCGGCAUUGCCGAGUGAGCAAGUUUCACUUGCUGUCAAGACAUUGUGACUUUGAAUGGAAAGGCAACCAAAUACGCAGUUGUGGGACUGGAGCCCAGUGGGAUGGGCGCCUUUAUCACACCAUGACAAGACUUUCAGAUACUCAGGUUCUGGUUCUGGGAGGGAGACUGUCCCCAGUAACUCCAGCCUUGGGGAUUCUACAACUUGGUGUCUGUAAGAGUGAGGAUAAUAGCACUGGGGACCUAAAUGUAACAGUAACAAAGGCUGGCCCAGAAGAUCCCACGUUGUCAUGUUGGCGGCAUUCAACAACAGAAGUGUCCUGUAAGAAUCAGAAGUAUUUGUUUGUGUAUGGGGGUCGAAGUGUGGUGGAACCUGUUCUAAGUGACUGGCAUUUCCUACAUAUGGGGACAAUGGCCUGGGUCAGUAUCCCAGUGAAGGGGGAAGCACCUGAAGGUCGGCAUUCACAUAGUGCCUGCAGCUGGCAAGGGGGAGCCCUUAUUGCUGGAGGUCUGGGUGCUUCUGAGGAGCCACUGAGCUCUGUACUCUUUUUAAAACCAAUUUCUUGUGGAUUCCUGUGGGAAUCAAUAGUCAUCCAGCCCCCCAUUACUCCAAGGUAUUCACACACAGCUCAUGUGCUCAACGGGAAGCUUCUACUGGUUGGUGGGGUUUGGAUUCAUUCCUCCUCAAUUCCUGGGGUGACUAUAAUUGAUUUGACUACAGGGUUGAGCUCUGAGUAUCAAAUUGACACAACAUGUGUGCCAUGGCCAUUAAUGUUACACAAUCAUACCAGCAUCCUGCUUCCUGAAGAGCAACAGCUCCUGCUCCUUGGAGGUGGUGGGAACUGCUUUUCUUUUGGCACCUACUUCAACCCCCAUGCAGUGACAUUAGACCUUUCUUCCUUAAGUGCUGGACAGUAG